Messenger RNA from Rhizophagus irregularis DAOM 181602=DAOM 197198, 1470 nucleotides. NCBI's taxonomy places the organism in Eukaryota, Fungi, Glomeromycota, Glomeromycetes, Glomerales, Glomeraceae. The record is from RefSeq and is a predicted model, not a curated record.
AUGACCAAAAAAAGAAGUUUGUUAACGCGUCAUAUUCGUACACUACAUUCUCCUUUAUCUAUCGACGCUUCUCGUGAUGGACAGGGCAUUCAGACAGUUCGCUCUUUAUCACACUUAAAUUCAGCCGAAUCCAUCGACCAAAUACACAAUCGUAAUCGAUUAAAUAGGUCAUCAAGUCUGGAUACUGAAGAACGUAUUUCACGACUUGAACGGGGAAUGUCGUCAAUUCAAGAACAAAUGUCCACUGGGUUCGGGCAAAUAAAGAAAAUGCUGGAGCGUUCUCUGAACUCACAAGAAAGUUCACGACAAAAUCGACAAAUAGAAUAUAUUCAGGUUGAUGAUGAUGAUGACGAUAACGAAGAUGAACUUGAUAAACAAGACAAUGAGGAAUAUACCCCUGAAAAAGAUCUACAUUCGUUGCAAGAGACAGCACAAAAACAAUAUAAUAAGAAGCAUCGAAAAGAAAUAAAACGCAAAAAUCGAUUUAAUUUCCAUCGAUUAUACGAAGAAGUUCGGCGAGAUUGCACCACAAUUGGAAAAGGAUCUGAUCCCCGUAUCCAAUCACUUCUUGAACAACGUGGUAUUCGUGCAACAUUAAGUAUAGUUCGGGAUGUGUUCUCGGAUUUGCAUAAAAAUGGCCGACGUAAAUGGAAAGAAAGCCAGCUUAACGAGGCAGAAAUAAAACAAAAGAAAAUAAUGAGCCAUAUAAUCAACCGUUUAUCAGAAAAACGGGAUCGAAGGAUGAAGGGCGCAUUAGCCAUGAAGAAUCACCCUGAUUAUCAAAAAUCUUUUAAAAAACGCGGGAUCAAGGAUAUUAAUGAAAUAUUAAACAAGAACGAAUACCACUCUCCUGAAGAGAGUGAUCUGGAGAAUGAUCCAAACGCAUCCACAGACCGCAAAAACCUUUUUGUUUACAAAUUAUCAUGGAGAUCUGAUGAAUUAACGAAACUUCUACAUUCAAUUGACGAAUACGUGGAAAAAUAUUUUCCAGAAAAUAAGAGAGUACGUCCUCGUAUCCUUAAAGAUGAAUUUUGGAAAAAUAAGAAAGCACCACCAAAAUUAAUUUGGUGGACACUUAAAGACGGAAAGCGAGAAUCUCCCUCAGUCCAUAAAUCUAUUGACGAAGAGUCAGAUGAUGAGUCGGAAUCAGAUAGCGAAGAGGAGGAACAAAGUCAACAAAGUCUCAACGUCGAUAAAUUAGAUAUAAAUGCUGAAUCUGAUGAAGAAGAAGAGGGUGAGGAUGAGGAAGUUAUUGACAACAUGCGUGAUCAAUCGAAAAAAACAAAUAAAAAAUCAUCAUCCAAACCAUCGUCCCAAGAACAGGAACAUAUUCAUGAUAAUGUUCCUAAGAGAACCUCAAAAGAAAAAGAAAAAGAACAUCAAAGUCGAAAGAAAACUCCUGAAUCAGUUAAAGAAGGAAUUAUCACAAUUGAACGUGUUGAAGGAGCUGUUGAUUUUAUUGAAUGGUGA